Capsicum annuum is the source of this 1147-nucleotide messenger RNA. Its product is annotated as protein C2-DOMAIN ABA-RELATED 4. The transcript has 4 exons. The record is from RefSeq and is a predicted model, not a curated record. Bases 351 to 848 code for a protein of 165 amino acids. NCBI's taxonomy places the organism in Eukaryota, Viridiplantae, Streptophyta, Magnoliopsida, Solanales, Solanaceae.
AUAUAUAUAUAUUUUGCAUGUAAUUACUCCAUAUCUUCCAAGAAAUUCAUAAUGGGCAUUACCUUAACAACUUCCUAUCUUUCUUCCUCUCGUAAUUAGGCAGCGCUAGCUCCUCCAUUAACAAGAUCAUUUAAAUAUUCACUAGAGGAAGAUUUUGACUUGGUGGGGAGGGUGUUAAGGGGAAAAAAAAAGCAAAAAAGAUAAACAUUUGACUUUUGUAAUUAAUUAGUACAACUAAUAUUGGUGUAAUGAAUUAGUAGGUUAUACUACUAGUUUCAUUUUUAAUUACUCCAUAAAUAUAAAGAGGUGAUUGUUCCAUAAAGCAGAGAAGGGAAAAAACAGAUUCUUAAAUGGACGACAUUUUGGGUCUUUUAAGGAUCAAAAUAAAGAAAGGUGUUAACCUCGCUGUACGUGAUAUAAACAGCAGUGAUCCCUACGUUGUUGUCAAAAUGGGUAAACAGAAACUGAAGACACGAGUUAUAAAGAAGGAUGUUAAUCCCGAGUGGAAUGAAGAUCUGACCCUUUCUGUUUCCAAUUCAAUUUUUACUGUUAAGCUGACUGUAUAUGAUCACGAUAUGUUCACCAUGGAUGACAAAAUGGGAGAUGCAGAAUUUGAUAUCCAACCAUUUUUAGAUGCUCUGAAAAUGAACUUAGUUGGUCUCCCAUGUGGAACAGUGAUCACAAAAAUAGCGCCGUGCAGGACAAACUGUCUGUCUGAAGAGAGCAGAGUGGAAUGGCGAAACGAGAAAGUUGUGCAAGAUAUGUGCCUGAGAUUGAGAAAUGUGGAAUGUGGAGAGGUCGAACUCCAACUUCAGUGGAUUGACCUUCCUGGCAACAAGCGUACCUAGCACGCUCAGGAUACACAUGUAUCCGGUUGCUGUUUUCCUGGCAGCAAGAAUUUUAUAGAAUGCACCGGAUAUUUGCAUCCGGUUGCAUGCUGUUUUCUGUUACUUACGGUAAGCUGGUCUGCGCCACAUCCCUUCAACUGUUCGUGAAUCUGAUAAUCGAGUUUGACAUAUAGCCAAGUUCGAUAAAUAUUCCUUUUGUACUCUACACAACAGAAGGUUUGUAGCUUCGUAAAAUCUAAAAUGUGAUUUGAACAUUUUAUAUUUUGUCUAAUAAUUUGCUGAAAUUGCUUUAGUUAUUA